CUGUUUGGAUAGGAGCAUUUCAUUUGAAAUGCUGAAUUUGAACCAAAUACCUUGUUUGGAUAAAUAAAAUAUUUGAAUUUGGAUUUGGCCCAAAUCUCAGCUAAUUAAAAUACAAGCCCAGUAUAGCAUUUGGAAAUAACUUUUUAUCUGGUGUCAUUUGAAAUAACAGAAAGCCCAUAGAAACCUCUCGAAAUCUCUCUCUCUCGCGAGUCUCUCUGCUCUCGCUGCUGGACUCUCGCUGCUGGGACUCUCGCGUCUCUCUGCUGGGACUCUCGCAUCUCUCUCGCGUGCUCUCGCUCUCCUCCUCCCUCUCGAUCCCCCAUCGCUCUCCUCGUCCAUUCUCGCUCUGAUUACUCUAAUGAGUUCAAGGGGUAAUUCAGCUCAUUCAUCUCAUGGAAAUUUAAAUGUCUCGAAUGUUUCACAAAAGCGUUCAAGGGAGGAUGAGGAAAUGGAGUUUGUAAUGUUAGUUAUAGGUUUCAUUCACGUAGUAGUGGCAGCUUGUUACGGUAAGAAUCAUAGGUCGAAGGGGUUGACUUGGAAUAAUUAUGAUCGCUCUCAAAUUAGAGCUACUUGGAUGAAUACAUUAAAGAUUGAUAGAAUUUGUCGUGAACAAUUGCGUCUUGAUAUACGACGGUUCGAGAAGUUAUGUCAUCUUUUGGAAACUAAAGGCGGAUUAGUAACUACGAAACAUGUCACUGUGAAAGAAGUUGUCGCAUUGUUUCUUCACACUCUAGCACAUGAUUUGAAAAAUAGAACUAUACAAGCUGUGUUUGCACGUUCUGGAGAGACAGUGAGUCGACAAUUUCAUAUAGUACUUGGAUCAGUACUCAAGUUGGGGAAGGAUUACAUAAGAAAAGUAGACCAUGCCACUAGUUAUGUCCAUGAUAACCAAUGGAAGUGGUUUGAGGUAAUAUAAAAGCAAAUUCAAAUUCAAUUGCUAAUUAUGUAGUUAAAAUCAUAAGAAAUAUAUUAUGUAUGUAAUUAUUUCACCUGUAAGCCUGAUAAGGUUGAUAGUGUCUCAGCAUUUCACUAGUGAACCUACUUGGAUUGCUUACUGCUUUUUUAUGAAUUGGAUACCUGAUACAAGGCCUAUUUAAUGUUGCUCACGACAUAGUCUGAGCAUUUUGAGAAGCUUAACACCAAUAAGCUGACUGUAUUGUAUCUUUUUGUUUAAUUAUAUAUCUCUGCAGUCUGCACUGGUUUCAUAGUCAGUCGCAUCGUGAACUCUUGUUUUAAGGUAUAUUCGGCUUUAAUGGAUUUGCUCUUGCAGGUAUACAAUUGAUGAUAAAUGAACUCUUGUUACAUAUAUCAAGAGUUUGCACUGCAGAGAUAUCUCACGAAUCUUAUUUAUGUCUGUCCAGAUAGUUAUGCUUUGCUAUUUAAUUUGUGAAAAUCAGAGGCCAUGAAUGUUAACAAGUACUAGACUACUUUGUGAAGAAAUUUCUUUUUGUAUCUUUCUGAAAUAAAUGUGAUGAUACUGUAUGUUUAUGCUUUGCAAUUUUUGUUAAUUCUUGGAUCCCUGAGAUGUCUCUGCUUUUCUU
Daucus carota subsp. sativus is the source of this 1541-nucleotide messenger RNA. RefSeq lists its product as uncharacterized. Lineage: Eukaryota; Viridiplantae; Streptophyta; Magnoliopsida; Apiales; Apiaceae. The record is from RefSeq and is a predicted model, not a curated record. The coding region runs from base 359 to 916 and encodes 185 amino acids. The transcript has 3 exons.